This is a messenger RNA of Drosophila kikkawai, 3824 nucleotides long. RefSeq names its product transcription factor cropped (gene crp). Gene Ontology annotation, molecular function: protein dimerization activity; DNA-binding transcription factor activity, RNA polymerase II-specific; RNA polymerase II cis-regulatory region sequence-specific DNA binding. Gene Ontology annotation, biological process: regulation of transcription by RNA polymerase II. Gene Ontology annotation, cellular component: nucleus. NCBI's taxonomy places the organism in Eukaryota, Metazoa, Arthropoda, Insecta, Diptera, Drosophilidae. The record is from RefSeq and is a predicted model, not a curated record.
UCAGCAACUCAUGUCCAUUCAUGUUCAAACUCGCCGAAACAAACGAACGACGCAGCGGACGAAACGCCGAUCGGAAAUCGUACAGUGCAACCUAAAUACAUACACAUGUACCAGACGCGCGCGUUUGUGUUUUAGUGUUGGCGGUGGCAAUUAAAAAAUAAAAAAAACAGCUGCGAAACACCAAAUAGCGAAAAAAGGGCAAACUUCUCGACGAAGACGCGCUAAAUUGUAUUUCGGUGCCUCGUCUGCUCUCUCGCGCUCUCCCAGUGCCGUUUGUGUGAGUGUUGGUGCUUGUCUGUGUGUGUGUGAGCAAAGCAAACGGGCAAACAAUUUGCCGCUAAUACAAAAAGCAGCUGAAGGCAGCGGCAAAAACCAGCUGACACAUCAGCGAUCCGCCGACUCUCGCGAGUGUGUGUGCUUGUGCGAAACCCACAAAAGAAAAUAAAAAGGCCAGGCGCUAUAAAUAAAGAUCGCGGAGCGCAAAUCGCAAAACAGCGCUAAUGUUCAUGUAGUCCACCGGCGGCGGAAACAGCAACAACAACAGAGUGCACGUGGUUCUUCAAACACCGAAUUUUUGGCCACGAUAAUAACCAAAUACACAAACACGAUACAAUAUGUCCGGCGUACCGGUUGCCAUCAAAACGGAGGAAGUUAUUCUAGAACACGCCGAAUACAACAGCGCCGAGGAAUUGGAUGAAGAGUUGCAAUUACAACUAGAGGAUUCAGGGGGCGAGAAUACGUAUCACAUCGAGUAUACUAGCGAGCCGGCCCAUCAGAUCUCCGGUUCCCAGCGGCGCCAAUCGAGCAUGAGCGGUACCAACACCUCAAAGGGUGGAGGGGGUGGCGGAGGAGGCGGAGCGAUUAGCGAUGGUGACUGCUCCGGAAAACCAAUGCAGGACAGCGAAAAGCGAAUGCGACGUGAAAUCGCCAACAGCAACGAAAGGAGACGGAUGCAGAGCAUCAAUGCCGGCUUCCAGAGCCUGCGAUCUCUGCUACCCAGACACGAGGGCGAAAAGUUGAGCAAGGCUGCCAUCCUGCAACAGACCUUCCAGUACAUCGUGGAUCUAGAAAACCAGAAGACGCAGCUGCUGACGCAAAACAGCGAACUGAAGCGACAGGUGGGCGAGCAUGAGGCCGGCGGCGGUGGAUCCGGCGAGGCCAACUCUGGUGGUAACUACAACGAUUCCAGCGCCAACAACAACGGGGGCAACUCUACGACGGCAGUGGCUAUCAAGAAGCGCAAGCUCACCGAUAACGUGAUCAACAUCCAGGCGAUUAGCGACAGCUCCGACGAAGGCCUGGGAUCCAUGUCCCCGGAACCGAUGACUCUUCUGACGGCGGGCGGAGCAGCCGCCACCAAGCUGAGCAGCGCCAGCAUUCUGGCCGCCAAGGAGCUACUCGAGAUGAAGAAGCAGCUGGAGAAGGAGCGCAGCUUGCGGCGAUUGUUGGAGGACGAGCUGCAGAUGAUUAAGCGGCAGCUGUAUAGCGUGGCCACUGCGCCACCCGGCACAGCAGUGGCAGCCGCAUCAGGCGGUAGCAAUGCCUACAUUCCACGCGAGGUCAUCGAGCACACCGAUAACUUUGUGCGCAGCGAAGAUCUGGAGGAGUUGGGCGGCACCGUCUCGUACGUGGAGAUUGACGAGAUGACGGGUCAGCAGCAGGUAGUUGUCUGCUCUAGCAUUGAGGAGCUGGAAGCAGAUGCCGCCGCCGAGAUCAUUACCGAGGAUCAGGUGCACGAGGAGGUCAUCCUAUCGUCGAAUAGCUCUACGGAGUCUGAGAACGAGGUGAACGUGAAUGCCAUUGCCAAAGCCUAUGCCGAGGGCUGUACGUCGAGUGCGGCCAUGCUGCAGCCCAUCCUGCAGGCGGCCAUCAAAGCCACGCCCAAGGUGGAGGUGGAGCGCAUCCACGAGAAGAUUGUCAAGGUCAAGACGGAGAAGCACGAGCAGCAAUCGAUCCAGGCCGCCACCCACUAUCAGCAUCCGCAUCGCCAGAACCUGGAGACCAUAGUCCAGGCCAUCCGCCAUUUGGAGGGCGAUCAUCUCUUUGCGGACGAGCAGCAGCAGCGUGGUCAGCAGCACCAUCACCAGCACCAUCAGCUAACCGGCGUGCACCAUCACAGUCACAGACUGGCGCAGGAUGCUCCAUUGGCCCUCACCACCACGGGCAAGCAGCAUGCGGCACUGGCCGAGCUGAGACCCUUCCUUCAGCUCAAAAGCGGCGGCAACAAGCAGGUGAUCAUCACGGCCAAGACGGCAAAGGAUGCCGGCGGCCUUGUCUCCUCCUCCAGCAGUAGUGCAGUCACGCCGACGGCCAUCUUCAAGGUGCAGACGACUGGCGGCAGCGUAUCCAACUCCGGGCACUCGCAGGCUGUAAUUAGCGGCAGCAACACCCAACAGGUGACCAUCACCACGACCGCCCUGAAGCAGUGCCGGCCGGGCGUCAUAGUGGCCAAGCAGUUGCCGUCGUCCUGAUUCAAUGGCCCCAAGAUGGGAACGGGAUUGGGAUCGGCAACUGGAGUCGCAGCAGCAGCAGCAGGAGCAGGAGCGGGAGCGGAAAUAGUGGCUGCUAUGGCAGCCGGCAGAUGUGGUGGUGCAGGAGCUGUUUCUAAUUCACGAGCUAGUAUUAAAGGCGCUCGCCAGACACCAGCAGCAGCAGCAGCAACGUCAACAACAACCACAACCACUCAACAAUUUACUAAGCAGAAUCCUCCAUUUGCAGCCUCGCGGCAACAACGUAAAAGUAGUGGCAGUAGCAGCAAGGAGACUGCUAUUAAACAACCGAGGUCGAGGCAAAAGUAUGUAAAUUAGUAAAACUUAAACGGAAAAAUAAGAAACAAAAUCAAAAAAUCUAAAAAAAAGAAGAUGGAUACCAAGCGCAGACCUAAAUAAUUUUUUGUAUUUUUGGGAUAAUAAAUAUAUAUAUAUAUAUGAUUUAAAUUAGAACUCAACCAAACCUAUUUCCAAGCUUAGAACGCCAACAAUAAAACAAAAACCCAACAAUCCAACAACUCAUCGACCUACAACAAUCCAAAAACCAACAAUUCAACAACAACACAUAGCCACUGUAAUUAAACGCAAAGAAAAAAUACACGUCGUAACAUUUGUUCAUUUAUUGGUUAAGAAAAAACUAGAAUUAAAAUACAGAAAACAUAAAAAAAGCAACUACAAGAAAAACAGAGCAAUUGAUUUACGACAACAAACAAAAAAUAGAACAGAAAACGAACAGAAAAUAACGAAACAAACAAGAUAAAUUGAACGAAAACAAAACAACAAAACAGAGAGUACAAAGAAAGAAGAAGAAAAGAAAAUAGACAUAAAAUUUAUGAAUUUUUCUGUUUAUAUUCAUUUUUUUGAACUCUAUAAACACCAUCGCAUUAAUUUUUACUUUUUUUAAAUUAUUAUUUUUAUUUGUAAUUUGAAUACAUAUUAUACUAUAUAUUAUAUACUUUGAAUGCAACUUAUUGAGUUUUUGUUGAUAUAUUUGUGUAAAAAUUUUUUAAGUCUAAUUAUGUAAGCGAAUGAGAGAAAAAACCCUAAAAAAAAAACGUAAAAAAUAAUUCGAAAUAAAACCACAAGCAAAAAAUUAAAACAAUCUAAAAAAAAACAGAACUAAAAACAUAAAAAAACAAGUGGAAAUCGUUUAUUAUAUAAACUAUUAUAAAAUACAUAUAUAUAUAUAUAAAUAUAAAUUAUAUACAAAUUAUUCAUACCUACCAUAAACAUAAACAUAUAUAAAUAGUACACAAGCAGAGUACAUAAACACAUAAGUAACGGAACAUUACAUAAUAUUACUACUAAACUACAAUAAAAUAAAACACAAGGAUA